This is a messenger RNA of Ostrea edulis (European flat oyster), 972 nucleotides long. RefSeq lists its product as uncharacterized. Gene Ontology annotation, molecular function: translation repressor activity; ubiquitin protein ligase activity. The coding region runs from base 77 to 778 and encodes 233 amino acids. NCBI's taxonomy places the organism in Eukaryota, Metazoa, Mollusca, Bivalvia, Ostreida, Ostreidae. The transcript has 2 exons. Gene Ontology annotation, biological process: negative regulation of translation; protein polyubiquitination; proteasome-mediated ubiquitin-dependent protein catabolic process. The record is from RefSeq and is a predicted model, not a curated record.
GCAAAACCAUCACAAACAAUUAUUCAAAUUAACCUGUUUGGGAUCAGAUAAAGUUUGGAUUAAUGGAGCAGACAAAAUGAUACGAAGUGUUGACAUACUAGGAAGUGUAAAAGACACUGUCACCAGUAAAUGUAAAGACUUUCCUAAUAGUGUUGCAGUAAACAGGCAGGGAGAACUGAUUUACAGUGAUGUUGCUAAUAGAGCGGUGAACAUUGACAGACACGGGAAGACCGAGACACUGAUCACCACACCACGGGGCUGGCAUCCAUUGGGACUGUGCUGUACCAGAUCAGGGGACAUCCUUGUCAGUAUGUGUACUACUGAUACUAGUCAUCACAAAAUUAUUCGUUAUCAGGGACAGAGAGUGACACAGGAAAUAGAUAAAGAUGAACGCGGCAAUCCAAUCUAUCAAGGAGGGAAGUAUGGAGCGUUGGUGACAGAGAACAACAACGGUGAUAUAGUGACCUCUGAUGACAAUGCUAGAUUAGUGGCAGUGGUGGACAGGAAUGGGAAAGUCCGAUUCCGAUACGACAAACCACCUGGGAGACAGAAACCACUCGAUCCUACACAGAUAGUGACAUACUCCAUGGGUCACAUCAUUGUGGGAGAUGAACUCAAUAAUUGUUUUCAUAUUCUAGGUCAGAAUGGGCGAUUCCUGAGAUGUGUGAAAAUUUGUAGAUUAUAUAAACCUGCAGGACUGAGUGUGGACAAUGAGGGGAGAUUGUGGGUGGGACUGUUAAGUUCAGGUGAAGUGAAAGUGAUCCAGUACAUGAUAUAAACAGUACGAUAUCUAAAUGAUGUGUAUCACUGUUUAUUUCAACCAGCGUCAGGUAUCCAUAUCUAGACACACGUCCAUUUCUGCCAGAACUCCAGUUAAAGAUUUCAAGACACGAAAAGAAAGUGAUACCAAAAAGCAGUGCCACAAGAUGCAGAUAUAAAAGGCAUGUACAGUAUAAAGUUUGUGAGAUUUUA